AUGUUAAGAACAGAGGCCCAAACUAAUGUGUCAUUUCCUAGAUUACACAGAUCGAGGUCGGCUCCGCUGGUCUUCGAGGAGCAUCCCUACUACGGAGGACUGAGGGGUCAGCUUCUCCAGCUGCGUCCGCAGCGGGACGGCAGUGUGGGCAGCUUCAUCCUGCAGCGCCAACAGCCGCAGGUGAGGGCUGUGCCCAGGGACUCCGAUGACACUGUCACUAUUACGGCGGCCAGCAUCUCGGCGGUGGCCGAUGGUAGUGGAGCCUCUAGCUCCAGCAGCUCGAUCUCAGCCAGCGCCAGUGACUUCAAUCGGAUUCAGUCGGCCGCCGCUCGGUUGGUUGCCAUUCAGGAGUUGGCCAAGCGCAAGGGCUCCUUCAGCGAGGAGGACAACAAGAUCUAUGCCAGCAGCCUGCUGGAACUGGGCCAGGCUGCCCAGAGUUUGGCCCUGCUCCAGCAAACCGGACAGAUUAAGGACUUCAGUGUGUUGCUGCAGCCUGAAAUGUUUGGCAUUCCUCAGAAGCAGCCAGCCAACUUUGGCCUGGAGGCCACCAACAAUCCGGCGGACCAGAAGAUCGACGAACAGAAACUGGACGAGGUCACCGAGCAACAGUUCUCGCCGGAUGAGCAGUUCCUGCCCCCCAACAACGAGGAUCCCUAUGAGGAUGUCAACGAUAGUGUCUCCGUUAUGGCUCCCAAGAAAGAUGCCGCCGUGGCUGAGGCAAAACCAGUGGGUCUCUCGAUUGCCGGUGAAGGUGGAGUGGCCUCUUCAAAGCCGAAUGCCGUUGCUCUUUCCGGCCGAAAUGGAUUGGCCAGUCCCAAUCUGGCAUCGGAGAAGGCCAGCGAUGACUAUGACUAUAAUGAUGUACCUUUGACUAUUGCCCGAUUCCCCCUGACCCGGGAAACUCCUCAGCAAAUGGUCCCGAUUCGCAUCUCUGGAGGGGAUUCCCUGGUGGAAAGGUGGCGCACCGCCAUCGCAGAGGAUUAUGCAGCCAGGCAGGCGCUGACCAAGGCGGCCAUGCCACAUCCCACACCCUUCAUCCGCAUGGCUCCCAAACGGCGUCUUCACUCCGAAUAG
Drosophila santomea is the source of this 1074-nucleotide messenger RNA. RefSeq lists its product as uncharacterized. Lineage: Eukaryota; Metazoa; Arthropoda; Insecta; Diptera; Drosophilidae. Bases 1 to 1074 code for a protein of 357 amino acids. The transcript is spliced from 4 exons. The record is from RefSeq and is a predicted model, not a curated record.